Messenger RNA from Anolis carolinensis (green anole), 6552 nucleotides. RefSeq names its product checkpoint with forkhead and ring finger domains (gene chfr). Gene Ontology annotation, molecular function: protein binding; ubiquitin-protein transferase activity. Gene Ontology annotation, cellular component: nucleus. The transcript is spliced from 18 exons. The record is from RefSeq and is a predicted model, not a curated record. NCBI's taxonomy places the organism in Eukaryota, Metazoa, Chordata, Lepidosauria, Squamata, Anolidae. Bases 153 to 2183 code for a protein of 676 amino acids. Gene Ontology annotation, biological process: ubiquitin-dependent protein catabolic process; mitotic cell cycle checkpoint signaling; protein ubiquitination.
GACAGGAGCGACGGCAGUUGGGCUUCGGUCUGAGAGGCGGUUGGCGGCGGGGAGGAUGAGGAGACGAGCGGAAGGGCUGGCGGAGGCUUCCUUCGACGGCUGGGGCCGAGUUUAGGCGAGGCCUUCCUCCAAAGAAACAGGCGUCAAUCCAGAUGGAGCCAUUACAAACCAGAGGCCUGGCCCAGCCUCAGGAGCCGCAGGAGCCGCAGCCUUGGGGGAAACUCAUCCGCUUGGGGGUCCAGGAAGCCGAGCUGCACCUCUUGCUCAAGAAAGAAUGGACCAUCGGGAGGAGAAAAGGUUGUGACCUGUACUUACCUGGCAACAAACUGGUGUCCGGGGAUCACUGUAAAAUAAUAGUGGAUGAAGAAUCUGGUCAAGUAUCGCUGGAAGAUACCAGCUCUAAUGGAACUGUUAUUAAUAAACAGAAAUUGAUCAAGAAGCAGGCUUGCCCUUUGCAGACUGGAGAUGUGAUCUAUGUUGUUUACAGGAAGAAUGAGCCAGAAAACAAUGUUGCGUAUCUUUAUGAAUCCUUAUACCCUAGACAGGACCGAGACAAUGACUCAGUAGAACCCAAUGUUGAAAGUAUGUGCCAUGUGACCAAAGAUACCUCAAGCACCGGGCUAAGUGAUGACAAGACCUCAGUAGUGUCGCUUGUGCCAGCUAGUCAGGCUAAUAAUGAUGACGAACCACAGCCAUCCACUUCUACAUCAAACCUCUUUAAUGCUGCGUCUACCUCUGUCACUGAGUCCGUAGCCACUGUACUGGAUAAUCCCUCAACAUCUUGUAAAGGGCUGCAAUCGCUCCUCUUCGUUGCUGCACCCACUUUGCCUACCUGCCCACCAUUUGGUCCCGAACCAUCACUUGAACCUAAACAGCCAAACAUUUCUGGCAUUUCUUCAGGGGACAAAGGAAACACACUGUUGGCUGUGACUGAGCUUAAAAGCAGGGAUGAAGGGGGUUUGGAGCCUCCAAGAAAGAGAACAAAAGGAGGUGCUGAUACUAGCUCGUAUCGUCAGGUGUUUACUCCAACUGAAUGUGUAACUAAAACCGGCACUGAAAGCACCAAGGUGGUGAAUGUGAAGCCAGACAAAAUGGAAGAAACACUCACUUGCAUCAUCUGCCAAGAACUGCUGCACGACUGUGUCAGUUUGCAGCCCUGCAUGCAUACUUUCUGUGCGGCUUGUUACUCAGGAUGGAUGGAGCGAUCCUCUCUCUGCCCAACAUGCCGUUGUCCCGUGGAACGUAUCUGCAAAAACCAUAUUUUGAACAAUUUGGUGGAAGCUUAUCUCACCCAACAUCCAGAUAAAUGCCGUAACGAUGAGGAUAUCAAAAGCAUGGAUGCUCGGAACAAAAUCACUCAAGACAUGCUUCAGCCAAAGGUGCGAAGGUCCUUUUCGGAUGAAGAAGGAAGUUCUGAAGAUCUGCUGGAACUCUCCGAUGUAGAUAGUGAAUCCUCUGAUAUUAGUCAGCCAUACAUUGUGUGCCGACAGUGCCCAGGAUAUUGUCAGCCCCUUUCCUCCCGACACCACGAAGGAGAAAUGGAAGCGGUGCUGGCAUUGGGAGAUGCCCCCUCUACCUCUGGCAGUUUUCCAGCAGCUGUCCAGGAAUAUGUGUGUCCUUCUCAAGGGAGCCACGUGAUAUGCACUUGCUGUUUCCAGCCAAUGCCGGACCGCAGAGCAGAGCGUGAACUGAACCCACAUGUGGCCCCUCAGCAGUGCACUGUGUGUCUCCAACCCUACUGUCACUUAUACUGGGGCUGCACUCGGGUGGCGUGCUUUGGCUGCUUAGCACCAUUCUGUGAAAUAAACCUCGGUGAGAAGUGUUUAGAUGGAAUCCUUAAUGGCAAUAACUAUGAAUCAGAUAUUCUAAAGGAUUACCUGGCAUCCAGGGGUUUGACAUGGAAAAACAUAUUGAAUGACAGUCUCGUAGCUCUUCAGAGAGGAAUUUUUAUUUUGUCAGAUUAUCGAAUUACUGGAGAAACAGUGCUUUGUUACUGUUGUGGCCUCCGCAGCUUCCGAGAGCUGGCUUAUCAGUACAGACAGAAUAUUCCUGUUGCUGAAUUGCCAGUGACUGUCACAGCACGCCCCGAUUGUUACUGGGGGCGCAACUGUCGAACUCAGGUCAAAGCACAUCAUGCAAUGAAGUUCAAUCACAUUUGUGAACAAACUCGAUUCAAGAACUGAAGCUGUUUAUUGUGUCAAACUGCAACCUGUAAAAAGGGAAUAUGGAGUUGAACCUGAAAUGCUGACUCAAGUCACGGUCCCCUCAUAGCAGGGUGCUGGUAACUCUUUUACAUCAGGUACUCUGGUGUGAUAUCUCUUUAAUUUGUGACGUUUUCGAGCUUGGAAGAAAGGCGAGAGUUCUGCUUGUUCUCUGUGCUUUGUUUUGGUCCUUUUUUCUAUAAAGAGAGAAUUGAACAAGUAAUUCGGAUGAGCCCUCCUGUUUCAGCACGCUUGACAGCAUUCAGGGGCUGAAGGGUACUUACAUUGAUGGGGGAUUUACACUGGAUGGAAGAAACUGGAUUAUUCUGUACGUGGCAAUAGAUCAGUGGCUAUUGUUCGUUGAAUAAAACAACGUGUACAUACUUGAGAGGAGGUGGCUGAGGAUGCAAAAAACCAUGGGUAGGCAAAAUUAACUUUUGCAGGUUCAGCGGGGCAGUCUAUGCAAGCCUGGAGCUCACUCCCUUUGAAAAGGAGAGAGGGAUUGGGUUAUUUUUUAAAAACAGAGCAAACAGAUGCCCAUCCCUCCAGUCCACAAGCCCCUGGACCAUGCUCUAGAGCAGUGUUUCCCAAAGUGGGUGCUACCACCCCCUGGUGGGUGCUGCAGCGAUCCAGGGGGGCGGUGAUGGCACCUAUUAGGAGACAAGGGCGGGGCCAGGGGAGGGGUGGGGCCUCUUCCCAAGUGCCAGAGACAGGGCUGAGCACCUGAGGUGCCUGUUAGGACACAAGAGGUGGAGCUAGAGGACUGGGCAUGGCUUCUUCCCAAGGGCCCGAGACAGGGCUGAGAAUCUAUACUACUCCUGAGGUGCCUGUUAGGACACAGAGGGCGGAGCUAGGGAAGGGGGCGGGGCAUCCUUCGAAGAGCCUGAGACAGGGCUGAGCCUCUAUACUACUAGGACUAAAGGGCAGGGAUGGGGCGGAGGCAGGUCUUCUUCCCAAGAGCCUCUGUAUACCUCCCCUGAGGCGCUUGUUAGAACACGGGGGCAGGGUAUAGAGGUUCAGCCUCAUCAGGCACUUGGGAAGAGGCCCCGCCCCCUCCUCUAGCCCCGCCCCCUGUGUCCUGGCAGGCACUACAGGACAGGGAUAGAAGCUCAGCCCUACCUCAGAGCUCGUAACUCCGCCCAUCCCAGUCCUGGCCACCCAUAUGCUUUAUACUCUGCAGGCUUCAUCCUGUCCUGCCGGCUUUUUAAAAAAUGGAUCUUCCAAAGUGUUCUGGAUGUUGCCCAUUUACCAACCGUGUUAAACCCAACGGGCUAUAAUAAGCUUGAUAAAUAUGUUUAAGGAAAAUAGCAGUGAAACAACAGCUGCUCACGGUAUUCAUAGACUAUUCUAAAUGGAGUGCUCAUCCAUCUUCAGCAGUGUGUGUUUUGAGCCUGGACUGUAUCUGAAACACAGUUUAGUAACAUUAAAUCUGAGCUCACAAUCUGAUUUGAUUCAUGCUCCUCGCAAGCCCCAGUCAGGGAAGUUUAGAAAGGAAUGAGUGCACUAACCCUACAACUUCCUUGGUCACAUCGGUUGUGUAAAAAGACACAAUUGUGAAGAGGAGAGAUACUUCUACAUGUAGCCUUAGAUAUGGGCCCUUCACACACAGAUCAGAGCUUCUUAAACUAUGGACCGGGACCCCAAAUGGGGUUGCCAUCGCUGUAUAUUGGGGUUGCCUUCCUUUAAUUCCCGUGAGCGUCUCUCUGCUUUCCCUCCUCUCAUGUGCACGUGUGUCUCUCACUUUUCUUUCUCACACCUGUGUGUCACUCUCCCCUUCCCCGCUCCUUCCGUCCUUAAUAUAUUUGUGGUUGUAUAAAAAGGGGUUGUGAGUCGAAAAAGUUUAAGAAGCUCUGGUUUAGAUCUACUUGCUUCAUGACUAGAGUUGGAAUGUUGUCGUCUAAACGGACAUCUCAAGUAUUCCAUUUAAACAAAGAGUAUCGUUGAACGAGACUUUACACUUGGCCGCUUGUCCGUAGCUUUGAAAAGUUACUUUUAAACUCCCAGGACCCCUAACCAGCAUGAAUACUGGCUUCAAUCUCCCCGCCCCUGCCCCCACUAUGCAGAUCCUUGUUUCUUCUGAACUAAACAUGAUGCAGGAAAGUGAUAGACAAAAUAAUAGAAAUGUAAUAGCACAAACUUUAUAUCACUAUGCCAUUGUAUGUGGAGGCCAUUUCUGAAUGUAUUGGGUGAGUUUAGAAAACUCUCAGUCCAAACUUUUCAUGCUGUUCUUGUACCAUUUCAGAUUUCAGUUGUCGACUUCCAUGUCUGAAUAUUUUCCCCAACUCAAGCAUAUUGGGCAGUGGGAUUUAGCCUAGCUCUUCCAGAUAGUCUAGUUUUCUAUAGAAAAUGUUUGUAUGUUGGGGAGAGCCAUUGACCAUGCAGUCCUCUCUCUGCUGUCUAGGCCUUAUGAUUUUAUUCUCUUGAUCUUGCUAAGUGAACACCCAUCUCAUUGAAAGAAGACAUUGUUUCAUAUUUAGGCCCAGGGUGGGGAACAUAUAAGUCCUAUGGAGAUCAGUGGACCAACCACCAUCACUUCUAGCAGCCUUGGCAAUGGAAGUUGCAGUAUGGAAAUACCUGGAAGGAUAGAUGUUCGUUCACCCCUAGCAUAGACUAACAGCAUCUGCUUGAACAUGUGUUGUGGAAACAAAAUUUACUUGGAGCUACAACAAAGAAGCAAUAACUUUAUUGUCCAACUAAAAUGCACAAUAUACAUCAUGCAAACCUUUUGGAGCUUCACUGGCUUCUUCCUCAAGCAAGGAUGUUAAAUAUCAUACAGGAGAUGGAAUGGGAUGUUAGUCACAGACUCACCAUUUUUCUCAGAUGUUAUUUCUGGUAUCAGUUAAGAUGGUCUGGAGAGUGAUAUCCAAACUAUGGUCCCUCCAUGUUUUUUUACUUCAAUUCCCAGCCACUUGGCCAACAGUCAGAAAUUCUGGGAAUUGAGGUCCAAAACAUGUGGAGGACCAGAGUUUGAGAAUCACUGAUCUAAGGGGAUCUCAAUGCAGGCCUUUCUUGGCCAUGUGGAGACCCAAAACAAAGGCAAUAAGAGAUAGGCAAUAAAACCUCAACUCCAUUGGCUCCUUUGAAAUCCAGGCUGUCCCUGUCCUAUGUGAAUUGGAUUCCCUUUCUUAGGCAGAGAACCCUCCACUGUUACAUCUGAGAGUACUUUCAGGUGCUGUAUAUGUAAUAUGUUUCUGGGAACGACGUGUAACUUCUCAAAUGCAACCAACCAAAACCAUACAUUCAGGUCAAAGUCUAAUUACGAGAGUAGACACAUUGAAUCAGAGAGACUUACACAAGUCUUGAUUUCCCAUUCAAUAACUUUAUCCUAGUUGUGAGUAAGGAAUGUCUAACUAAGGUUCAUCUUAUACUUCCAGUUCCAUAUGAGCCUUUUUUUUUUAGUUCUUAUAAAUAUCUCAAAUGUUUGCAGUUGUAUCCUCUCAGGCAGACUAUUUGCAGCUGCUCGGGUCUCUGUUUUCAUCUCAGGCCAUAUAUGUAAAUGUUUUGCAUAUAUGGAAAAAGGAGACUUUUGCACAAUGCACACAACAGGGUGUGUUUUGCCUUUUUCUUCCUUCAUUCCACAUUGACUUCCAGGGGAGACUUCCCACUUUAUUGGCAAACAGGCUGGAUUUUAUGGACAGUUUUCUUUCUUUUUCAAUGUGCUUUGUACUUGCAAUGGUUCAUACUGAGCACUGCAUCUAUGCCUGCUUCGCAGUUCAGUACUGUAUUUAUGAAUGAAAUCUGAAACAAUCAGAACCUAUCUGUACAUCAAAAGACUUUGAAUUCCUUUGAUAACCCCUCUUCUUUAUAUAUAUACAUAUAAAAUCUCAAAUCUACCUUUUCUAUGCAUUAGGAGAUUGAAGUAGUGCAAUGGAAUGAAAAGGGUUUUUUCCUCAUGCGUAUGUUGUACCUUUUUUUAAAAAAGUGAAAAUAUUAAUUUUGCAAAUGUCUGGGUGAAUUGACCUUUACUCUUUUGCUCUUUAAGUAACAAAGAGCACUGCUGUUCAUGAGUAUUACAUACUCUUACAUGUUUUAGUCCAUCUUUAAAUUAAAAUAAAAGUGUGGGUCAGUCGAAUAAUACCGAGUUAAUGUGAUGAGUUCAUAAACUUGAUGUUUAAGAACUCUAAUUUGUUUGGCUUAUUGUGAAUUGCGCUGAAGCGCAGGCAUUGUGCUUCCCUCUGUAAGAAAGGAAAAAAGCUGAAGGUUUAGAAUGGCCUGUAGCUAAGACCGGUCUUAUGGAAAACCUAUUGUUAGAGAGGAGAUGGAGUCACCUUCUCUGACAGUUUUUCUUCUGUAAUAAUUCUUCCAAACUUUUCGGAGUGAUUUCAAAAAUUAAAAAAAUGACUCAUGGAAA